AUGGCGGAAGAUAUGGCGAGUCAUUACCAGGUGAUGGAGGAGUUGGGAAGUGGAAGCUUUGGCACUGUUUACAAGGCAAUUGACAAAACCACUGGAGAGAUUGUUGCAGUGAAACAUAUCGACCUCGAGUCCAGCGAAGAUGAUAUCCAGGAGAUUCAGCAGGAGAUUUCCGUCCUGGCCACCUGUGCCAGCGCGUUCGUUACACAAUACAAGGCAAGCUUCCUUAAGGGGCACAAACUUUGGAUUGUGAUGGAAUACCUGGGAGGAGGAUCAUGCUUGGACUUGUUGAAACCAGGAGUCUUCAACGAAGCGCAUGUCGCAAUCGUGUGCCAACAACUAUUACAAGGUCUCGAUUAUCUCCACAGCGAAGGCAAGAUCCAUCGGGACGUCAAAGCCGCCAAUGUGCUACUCUCAAAUUCCGGAAAGGUCAAAUUGGCGGACUUCGGUGUCGCCGCACAGUUAGUCAAUAUCAAAUCGCAGCGCAAUACCUUCGUCGGCACACCCUUCUGGAUGGCCCCGGAAGUUAUCCAGCAGGCUGGAUACGACUUCAAGGCCGACAUCUGGUCCUUGGGUAUCACCGCGAUCGAAAUGAUCAAUGGAGAGCCUCCCCACGCCAGCACUCAUCCCAUGAAAGUUCUAUUUUUGAUUCCCAAGAACCCGGCUCCUCGAUUGGAAGGCAACGAUUACAGCAAUACCUUCAAAGACUUUAUCGCCCAAUGUUUGACUAAGGACCCAGAUCGCCGGCCCAGCGCGAAGGAGCUCCUGCGCCACAAAUUCAUUCGCAAUGCAGGCAAGACCGAGGCUUUGCAGGAACUAAUCCACCGCAAGCAAGACUGGGACGGUGGUCGAGGAGCUACCAGAGACGUUAAGUACUAUGCCGAAUCACUGAAUACCAUUACCAAGCUCCCUACGGAAGCACACGAUGACGAUGAAGAUUGGGUGUUUGACACAGUCAAAGCACCUAGCAUGUGGGUACCUAAGGGUACUGACUGGUCUACACUGGACGAAGAAUGGGAAGAACAAGAUCCCAGCCAGCUGAUGGAAGACAUGCACAUCGAUAAACCACCUGUUGAAUCAUCGGCCGAAUCACCCGCCCAACCACCUGCACCGCCAAAGCACCAAGCUAAUUCUACCGUUCGUCGAGCAUUGAACGCCGAACGCUCACCAUCCGUUCGCCGAGCCAACACCAAGCGCCGCUCUAGUGGUAUCAAGCAGCCAUUGGGUGUGGAUCUCAGCUACGGCAACACCCCAUCUACCGUGCGCCAAUUCCGUCGUGUCUCGUCGGAUCGAGCUGCGGCUGCCGCAGCCGCCAACAACGAGAACUCGCAAAUUAAGCCCCCGCCUGGGUUUGAUGAAAACACUAGCCCCAAGCCUCUCUCUACCGAUACAUCAACCAAAGAGGGCCAACUUGGCCGACGCGCUUACAGCAGGGCUGUAGGUCUUUCUUGCCAAGAAGUUCUUGCUACCACCGCGGAUGGCGAGAAGCGAGAGGCGAUCGCUCGUUUGGCAGAAGCUUGGAGUGAUCUGGAGAUGGUCGACCCCGAGGGCCUGUACCACAUCGUGCGCAUAAUGAACGAGAGACUUCAAGCCGAUCCUCGCCUGUCUAGUCUUAUCCCCGCACCUGCUCAACCUGCUUCCCCGCAACGCCCACGCCUUGUUAUGGCGCAAAAUAACCCUCACCUCAAAAGCCAUCACCGCCGUCAAUCAAGUGUCGUCGAACCUCAACCUACAUCUCCUCUCUCCAAUCUACCUGGCCAGAACGCGUCUGGCAUGGAACAUACAAAACAAUUGACAGAUGUUCUAUACUCUCGCUGGGCUGAUGGGCUCCGCAACCGCUGGGGAAUCUAG
This is a messenger RNA of Penicillium verhagenii, 1848 nucleotides long. RefSeq names its product STE20 family serine/threonine-protein kinase. Lineage: Eukaryota; Fungi; Ascomycota; Eurotiomycetes; Eurotiales; Aspergillaceae. The transcript has 5 exons. Bases 1 to 1848 code for a protein of 615 amino acids. The record is from RefSeq and is a predicted model, not a curated record. Gene Ontology annotation, molecular function: protein kinase activity; ATP binding. Gene Ontology annotation, biological process: protein phosphorylation.